UUUUUUAAAAAUUUCGAGCUCUAGGGUUUUCCCUGUUAUAUCACGAAACAACCUUUAAAGAGACGUUACUUGUUUUUUGCUACCUUUUUUUGUCGUCUUCAAGUUUUGAUAAAGUUAUUAACAUGAGCUUCGGGACACUCCAGUUACCUUCCGUAAUUCCUAAGCCUACAAUUCAAGCUAUCAUAGAGAGGGCAUGUAAUCCUCAAUUGGGUGAACCAGAUCUAGCAUUGGAUUUGGAAAUUGCAGAUUUGAUCAAUCAAAAAAAGCAAAAUUAUCCACGAGAAGCUGCUAUGCAUAUUGUGAGACUAAUAAAUAAUAGAAAUCCAAAUGUUGCAUCGUUAGCUUUGACGUUAUUGGAUAUUUGUGUAAAAAAUUGUGGGCAUGCUUUUCAUUUACAUAUUGCGACAAAAGAAUUUCUUAAUGAAAUUGUUCGAAAAUUCCCUGAAAGACCACCGGCCUUACUGAAUCCAAUACAGUUGAGAAUUUUGGAGUUCAUACAGGAAUGGAGAUCAACUAUAUGUGUUAAUUCACGUCAUAAGGAUGAUCUUGUUCAUAUUAAUGACAUGUAUAGAUUGCUAAGUUAUAAAGGUUAUAUAUUUCCGGAAAUAGAUACUCAAUCUGCAGCGGUCCUCAAUCCAACAGAGACUUUGAAGUCUCCAGACGAACUUGAACAAGAGGAUCGUGCUGCGCAAGCAGCGAAGUUACAAGAGUUAAUUAGAAGAGCUACUCCAGCAGAUUUAGAAGAAGCUAAUGAACUUAUGAAGGUUAUGGCUGGAUAUGACCCUGAAGCUAAACCUGAUUAUAAGAAACAAACUAAUGAAGAAUUGGAGAAAAUUCAGAGAAAGACUAUACUUUUAAAUGAUAUGCUUAAUAAUGUUAAAGUUGGUGAAAGGAUAGGUGUUAGUGAUAUAUUUGAGGAAUUAUCUCAGGCCUGUAAAGUUGUGCAACCUAAAAUUCAGAAAUUUAUUGAAGAGGAAGUUGAUAGUGAGAGCAUUGAUCGUCUAUUAAACUUGAAUGAUCUGAUUAAUACGGUAUUGAAAAGAUUUGAAGAUACAAAGAAUGGAAUAUUCGAGCCGCCUGAAGAAAAGCCUCAGCCGCCACCGCAAUCAUCAUCAACCACAAAUGAAUCCACUUCGGAAUCCUUGUUAAUUGAUUUCGGAAAUCCCGACCCACCACAAGGUCAAAUUCAAAUUACUGAUGAUUUGCUAGAGUUAAAUGGAAGUUCUAAUAACAAACCUUCUUCUGAAAAAGGUAUUAUACAUAUAUAUAUAUAUACUAUUUUAAAAAAAUAAUAAUAAUAAAUUUAUUUUUAACUCUGUUAGGAACAGGAAAU
Messenger RNA from Rhizophagus irregularis DAOM 181602=DAOM 197198, 1333 nucleotides. Lineage: Eukaryota; Fungi; Glomeromycota; Glomeromycetes; Glomerales; Glomeraceae. The record is from RefSeq and is a predicted model, not a curated record.